Priapulus caudatus is the source of this 564-nucleotide messenger RNA. RefSeq lists its product as uncharacterized. The coding region runs from base 247 to 564 and encodes 105 amino acids. The transcript is spliced from 4 exons. Lineage: Eukaryota; Metazoa; Priapulida; Priapulimorpha; Priapulimorphida; Priapulidae. The record is from RefSeq and is a predicted model, not a curated record.
UCAGCAGUGGAGAGCCGGUAACACCGGUGUUCUCGCCUGCGCACCUCGUGAGUUCGCACCUCGCGUCUUCGUGAGAGCCGUGGCGAUUGUCUCACGCCGUCAACGCUGGCCAGCUGUGAUAGCGCUCUGUUGUCUCUUCCCUCCACGUGCGUACGGGGCCGCUCGCGUGUAUCUGUUACACACGCGUGAGACAAAGGACAGCAAAGCUUUACUAGAAGCAUUUCGUGAUACAGCCAUCUAGUCACUAUGACGGCCUACAAUGUCACCAUGUGGGACAUCAAGGCGAAAUUAGCCUACAACGUGACGAUUUUUACGAAUAUGAACAUAAGGAUCGAUCCCUCGUGUAAAUAUAACGUGAAUGAUACGUAUCUGCUGCCAGUGUGUCUGGAGAGCGUGGCGUACUCCCUGAUGGACUCCUCCCGCAUCUCGACCUUCUUCAUCUCGAUCAUGCUCAUCAUCUAUGGCAGCUUCAGAUCUCGCAAUAUCGAGAAACGAUCGUGUAUACAGACCGAGCGAUUGAACCGUCGUCUCACACGCGUCGUCGCUACACCACCGCCGAGAUAA